Molecule: messenger RNA, 336 nt
Organism: Naegleria lovaniensis
Lineage: Eukaryota; Heterolobosea; Eutetramitea; Acrasida; Naegleriidae
Exons: 1
Coding region: 1-336 (111 amino acids)
Source: RefSeq, a predicted model, not a curated record
AUGAAAUUCACACUGUGUAUUCUUGUAGCUCUCGUGGUACUCUGUAUCGCUUCCUUAGCAAAUGCUCAAUACGGUAAUGCUUAUAAUGGUGCCUAUGGUUAUCAAGGAGGAUUAGGUUCGAAUUAUGGAGUGGCUGGUGGAAAUUACAACUCGUAUGCAAGAAAUACACAAAUGUACAGCAAUCAGGUUGCAGCUGUGAAUUAUCAACCUUAUGCUGCGUAUGCCAGUGCCUAUCGAGGACCUUAUUACUAUGGACAAAAUUAUGGUAAUUACUAUUCCAUGCCAUUCUGGGGAUAUGGUGGUUAUCCAUAUUAUGGAGGUUAUCGAUGGUAUUAA